Messenger RNA from Alternaria conjuncta, 1152 nucleotides. RefSeq names its product Cell differentiation protein rcd1 (gene RCD1). The transcript has 4 exons. Bases 1 to 1152 code for a protein of 383 amino acids. NCBI's taxonomy places the organism in Eukaryota, Fungi, Ascomycota, Dothideomycetes, Pleosporales, Pleosporaceae. The record is from RefSeq and is a predicted model, not a curated record. Gene Ontology annotation, cellular component: CCR4-NOT complex; P-body; CCR4-NOT core complex. Gene Ontology annotation, biological process: mRNA catabolic process; negative regulation of translation.
AUGCAACAUUUCCUCGCGCAACAGCAGCAGCAGCAGCAGCAGCAGUACGGCGACUGGCCCGCUCAAGCUCAAGCCCAUGGCCAUCACCAGCAACCGCAGCACCAUGUAGGCCAGCACGGACAACACCAAGCCCAGGCCGCCCAGCUGCACGCUCAACAACAACAGGCCCAGGCCGUCCAGGCGGCUGCCCAGCGACAGUACCACCAACAACUCGCCGCCAGCAAUGGCACCACCCUUCCCGGCAACAACGCCGUCCCCCGCGGCCCCGCGAACGACGUCCAGACCACCGAUAUCGGAAUGACGGAGGAGAACAGGCGCGUCUUGGAGUGGAUAGCCCAGCUCAUGAAGCCUGCCACGCGUGAGGCUGCUCUUCUGGAAUUGAGCAAGAAGCGAGAACAAGUUCCGGAGUUGGCUCUGAUUCUCUGGCACUCUUUCGGUGUCAUGGCCUCGCUCCUCCAAGAGAUCAUCUCCGUCUACCCUCUGCUCAACCCGUCGCAAUUGACCGCUGCCGCUUCUAACCGUGUGUGCAACGCUCUUGCGCUUCUCCAGUGUGUCGCUUCGCAUACCGAAACUCGCGGCCUAUUCUUGAGCGCGCACAUCCCGCUCUUCCUCUACCCGUUCCUCAACACAACGUCCAAGUCGCGGCCUUUCGAAUACCUGCGUCUUACAUCUCUCGGUGUCAUUGGCGCUCUCGUGAAGAACGACUCUAGUGAGGUUAUUAACUUCCUCUUGACAACUGAGAUCAUCCCGCUUUGCCUGCGUAUCAUGGAGACUGGCUCGGAGCUCAGCAAGACAGUGGCCAUAUUCAUCGUUCAGAAGAUCCUGCUAGACGACAUCGGUCUUGCCUACAUCUGUCAGACCUACGAGCGCUUUUAUGCUGUCGGCACCGUACUCAGCAACAUGGUCAACCAACUUGUGGAGCAGCAAACCGUUCGCCUGCUCAAGCACGUUGUUAGGUGUUUCCUUCGCUUGAGCGAUAACGCUCGCGCUCGCGAGGCGCUUCGCCAGUGCUUACCAGAGCCUCUCCGCGACGCCACCUUCUCCUCUGUUCUUCGAGACGACGCAGCCACUAAGCGCUGUCUUGCUCAACUCUUGAUCAACCUCUCUGACAACGUCGUCGAUGCCGCCAACAACCAGCAGCUCAUGCACUAG